Lacerta agilis (Sand lizard) is the source of this 4976-nucleotide messenger RNA. RefSeq names its product formin 1 (gene FMN1). Gene Ontology annotation, molecular function: microtubule binding. Gene Ontology annotation, biological process: actin nucleation. The coding region runs from base 715 to 4626 and encodes 1303 amino acids. Gene Ontology annotation, cellular component: nucleus; actin filament; endoplasmic reticulum membrane. Lineage: Eukaryota; Metazoa; Chordata; Lepidosauria; Squamata; Lacertidae. The record is from RefSeq and is a predicted model, not a curated record. The transcript has 18 exons.
GAUUAUUCAGCUUCAAGGGCACCAACGUUAGCUGGGACUUCUCAGCAACUCUAGGAAUCUCCAGAAGUUAAACGAAGGCACGUUUUCUUGUGUUUGAAGAUUUGGAAACAUUUCUCUCUGCUUGGGAUUUUCCAGCUUUCUGAUCUUGCCUUCCUUCGACGACUUUGCUCAAAGCAGCUUUUGACCACCAUGGGGAGCCUUUCGAGAAACUUUUGAGGAGUUUUUCUGCUGACGAUUUUUUCUUGAUUCUCGGGCCGGCAUGAGGAAGUAGCAAACUGCAAGUACCAGCUGUUCUGUUGAGAGAGAGAGUGAGAGAGUGAGAGAGAGAAAUCUGCCUUGCUAACUGCUAUUUAUUUCUAUUCAGUAAAAAGGCUGAGUGUAGCAGAAAAGAACAGUAAGCCUUAGUGCAACAGGCGGUGGAGUCUGUAGCAGAUUUGCGUUGACAAAAGAUAGGCCCAUUGUGUAAAUAAACGCUGCUGGGAAGUUUUUAUGGUAUGCAACACGAUGCAAAAUUUUCCCGUUUUGCCUCUGUUCAAGUUGUAAAGUUUGGCUGGAAUGUGCAUUUCAGAGCAGCAUGCGAUCUGGUGAAAAACUGCCUCUCUCUGUGGUGUUUUAAUGUAAUAGACUGAAUGAAAGAUGUUCCCUGGGAGUAAUCAUAUAGAAACAAACUGAUAUCUUCUGGAAUAUAAUAAGUACCACUGUGAUUUGACCAACAUGGAAGCAAAUCAGACUUCUGACCAUAAUGAGUUAUCCAGUCUAGAGGGGGCAACUGAGCCUGAACCAGGCCCAACUCUCUACACAAAAUUUUCUAUGAAAGCCCUUUUUGGAUUUACGGCUAAACUGCAACCAGGCACUUCAAAAGAACAAGCUGUUCUUAAAGGAUUUCGAAAUGUCGAUGAUAUCAGUAGCCAUGCUGACAACCAGGAAGUGAGGAGCAGAAUCAAUGGAGAUGAUUAUCUAGAUGGAGAUCAUCAGCUUUCAGAAAUACCACAGGCUGAAAGCCCAAGCAAUGCUCAUGAAAUUUCAGAAUCCAGUACUUGUGACAUGUUUGCUCUCGAGGCUGAUGCCACUGCCCCAGUUGACUCAGGAGUGGGUGCCUGGGUGCCAACUGACUUUGAUGCUGAUGCUGCCCUAUGUAACUUUGAGGUUGAUAGCAACCAUGUUGAUUAUGAAGUCUACAGCAGCACACCUGUUGACUCAGGAGUGGGUGCCUGGGUGCCGACUGACUUCGAUGCUGAUGCUGCCCUAGGUAACUUUGAGGUUGAUAUUAGCAACCAUGUUGAUUAUGAAGUCUACAGCGGCACACCUGUUGACUUUGUAGACACUACCAUUGUCCCAGAUGACUAUGAGCCUGACACUUACAGCCCAGAUGACUUGGAACUGCAGGAGCAGAAUGAUCCCUCUCAUUCCCAUUCAGAUUCUCUACACUCUCUUUUGUCUGAAUUUGGCAAACAAAAUGACAAGGAUGCCAUUCUUAUUCAGGGUACUUUGGUUCAUGCAACAAGUGACACAGAAUCAGACAAUGAGCCUACAGAUCUUAACAGUGACAAAAAUAUAGCAAACAGAUCUGUUUUAAAUAGUACUGUGUCUUUGGAGGAUAAUGACCAAAAUAAAGAAGAGCCAGAAACAGAAGGAUAUAGAGAAAUAGAUGGUACUAUAAAUGGAGAUGAAACAGAGCAGAUUCUACCAAGUUAUCAGCUUCGUUCAACGGAAAUAGAUGAUACACUACAUGAAAUUUGUUCAGAAACUGAAACUGCAGCACUGACCAAUGAGAACCACACAGGCCUAUCUCUCACAGAAGAAGAUACUCAGGGGUUUGUAGAUGAGCAAGGACCUCUUUCAAGCAAUUCCAGCACUGCAUCCACCCAAAAACCAUCUUUGAAUGAGAAGACCUUUCAGCUUCCAGCUUUUUUCAGUGGGUUACGUGUACGGAAGAAAGGAUUCUCUUCAGAUCAGGAGGAAACUGUCACUGAAAUCAAACAGAAAGACAGCGACUUGGCUAUGCUUAAAUUAAAACAGCCUGUUAAAAAGUCCAGUAUUGCACCUGAUCAGUUAACUAAGAGGAAACCAGCAGAGCCCAAAGCGGCCCCUACCUUUCUAGAACAACUCUCUCAUCUCUUAGGGCCUAAAAAUGAAGGAAAAGAUUCUGGUGAGGUGUCCAGUGAUUCUGGCAGCAGCGAGAAUGGCCAAGAAAGCAAAUAUUCAGUGAGAAAAGCAUCCUCCACCUCUGAAGAGGCAAAACCAAGUCCCGCUGAAUCUGCAUUGGAUGCAUUUAAAGCUCUAUUUACACGCCCUCCCAAAAAAGAGACAACUGCUGAUACUUCAGAGCUAGAAGCGAUAAAACGCAAAAUGAGACAUGAAAAAGAAUCACUGAAGGCAGUAUUUGAAAGGUCUAAAGGUGAUGGAGCAACUGACACAAAACCAACUGAUGCAGUGCUUUCCGAUCAGGAUGACAAGACUCCCGGUAGACUGCAGACUGUCUGGCCACCACCCAAAGCAAAGGAUGAAGAAGAGAAAGUAGGAUUAAAAUAUACAGAAGCAGCUGACUUGGUAUCUUUCACGGCAAAGCCAGAGUACCAUGCUGCUAUUUUGCACUUAAAGAAGGAGCACAAAAAUGAAGUUGAAAAACUGAAGUCCGAGUUUGAACUCAGGGUCUUUCAUAUUCGAGGAGAGCAUGCGUCAUCCAUAGCAAAGCUUGAGGAAGUCAUUGCAAAUUUGGAAAAUGAACUGGAAAAUACAUUAUACAGGAGAAGCGAGGAAGCAAAGGAUGCCUGUGUAUCGACUGAAGAUGAUCACCCACCAAAGACAUACAGAACUGUAUGUAUACAAACCGACAGAGAAACUUUUAUAAAGCCAAGUGAAGAUGAAAGCCGGACAGUCAAAAAUAACCAGACGAUACCUAAAAAGUUGACUAUACCUUAUUUGAAUAAUAGUGUUCCACCCACAUCGGACAAUAAUGAAGCAUGCAAUUAUGGCCAUGCCUCAGGGAGUGCUGUAUCUCAGAUGUUUCCACCACCACCACCACCACCACCACCGCCUCUUCCUGGUUCAAUCCCUCCACCCCCAACAUUAUCACCAGGCAUGGGAUCACCCCAUCCUCCUCCUCCACCACCUCCACUUCCUGCAGCUUUUGCAGGUCAGUUACCACCGCCUCCCCCACCUCCCCCACCAGGAUUUUCUCCAUCAGGAGCAGGUCCUCCUCCUCCUCCUCCUCCUCCUCCACCACCACCUGGAUCCAGUUUCCUUUUCAGCAGCACAUUUUCAUCAAGCCAAGGUCCUCGAAAGCCUGCCAUUGAACCUGCCUGUCCUAUGAAGCCACUUUAUUGGACCAGAAUACAAAUACAAGACAGCAGUCAAAACACAGCACCAACUCUGUGGGAUUCUUUGGAAGAGCCUGACAUAUGUGAUGCCAGUGAAUUUGAAUACUUAUUCUCCAAAGAUACAGCUCAGGAAAAGAAAAAGCCAUUAGCAGAGUCUUAUGAAAAGAAAACAAAAGCCAAAAAGAUUAUCAAACUGUUGGAUGGAAAGAGAUCUCAAACUGUAGGAAUUUUGAUCUCCAGUUUACAUUUGGAGAUGAAGGACAUACAACAAGCUAUACUAAAUGUGGAUCAUUCCAUUGUCGACUUAGAAACACUGGAAGCACUUUAUGAGAACAGAGCGCAGAAGGAUGAACUGGAGAAAAUAAAGCAGCAUUAUGACACUUCAAAAGAAGAAGAAGUGAAACUUCUCGAUAAACCAGAACAGUUUCUGUAUGAGUUAUCCCAGAUAUCCAAUUUUGCAGAACGUGCUCGAUGUAUAAUCUUUCAGUCUGUCUUCAAUGAAGGAAUAACUGCAGUACACCGUAAAGUCGAUAUUAUUAACCGUGUUUCUAAGGAUUUGCUGGAUAUAAAAAGUGUGAAAGACAUUUUAGGAUUGAUCCUGGCUUUUGGAAAUUACAUGAAUGGAGGGAACAGGACGCGUGGUCAAGCAGAUGGGUUUGGUUUGGAAAUACUUCCCAAACUAAAGGAUGUUAAAAGUAGAGAUACUAAUAUCAGCCUUGUGGACUACGUUGUGAUAUAUUACCUACGCCAUUGUGACAAGGAUGCAGGAACAGACAAGAGUGUGUUUCCUCUACCAGAACCGCAGGAUUUCUUCCAAGCAUCACAAGUUAAGUUUGAAGACCUAAUAAAAGACUUGAGAAAACUGAAGAGAGAUCUAGAAGUUUGUGAAAAACAGAUGAAAGUGGUUUUCAGAGACUCACCAGAAGAACAUCUCCAGCCCUUUAAAGAUAAAAUGGAAGCCUUUUUCCUGGAAGCUGUAGAAGAACAUAAGACAGUGGAGAGCCAUUUGGAGAAUGUGCAGAAGUGCUUUGAAGAACUGGUGGGAUACUUCGGGAUAAAACCAAAGUCUGGCGAGAAGGAGACCACGCCAAACUACGUUUUCACGGUGUGGUAUGAGUUCUGCAGCGACUUUAAGGCCAUUUGGAAACGAGAGAGCAAAAACAUUUCCAAAGAAAGACUCAAAGUGGCUCAACAAACAGUGAACAAGUUAACUGCAGAAAAGAAAGUGGAAACAAAGAAAAUCAACCCUACUGCCAGCCUGAAAGAAAGGCUACGUCAGAAGGAAGCCAGUGCUACCACCAACUGAAAGAAGACGCAUGAACAUAAUGGCAGUGUGACUUAAUCCCUUGCAUGAUGCUUCCCUUUGCCCAUUCCCUAGAGAGCACCUUAUUUUAGAUGUUAGGAAGUUCUGCUUUGCUGUUCUCUUCCUCGGACAAUCCUCAAAAGACUUCUGAAUCCCUUGGCUUGUGCAGAAGAGGGAACAAUAAGAAGUUUGUUUACAUGGGAAUUAUGAAGAGUUCUAUGUAACUCUUCCUUAUGUGGCUUAAAUGCAGUUCUUUUCUUAAACGUCGUUUGAAGUACUCUAUGCAAAAUGCACUAAUGUAAAAGACAGCAAAAGCAGGGUUUUAGACAGUGAAUUAAAUAGCUUUCAUGCCA